Molecule: messenger RNA, 2931 nt
Organism: Pseudophryne corroboree (corroboree frog)
Lineage: Eukaryota; Metazoa; Chordata; Amphibia; Anura; Myobatrachidae
Product: glutamate dehydrogenase, mitochondrial
Exons: 13
Coding region: 118-1740 (540 amino acids)
Biological process (GO): L-glutamate catabolic process
Cellular component (GO): mitochondrion
Molecular function (GO): L-glutamate dehydrogenase (NAD+) activity
Source: RefSeq, a predicted model, not a curated record
CAGACAGGCCCGGCGCCGCGCACAUCCUAUAUAUAGGUGGCUGCUGGCGCAACCUCGGCUGCACCUUCUUCCCGCGCCCGUCCCGUCUCUUUGAAGCGCUCAGCUUCCGCAGCAGCCAUGUACCGGUAUCUGGGCGAGCUGGUGUCCAGGAGCGGCGGGGUGCUGGCCUCAUGCGCCGCCGACACAGCCCUGCCGGCCGCCUCCACCCCGCUCCUGCGCUGCUACAGCCAGGCUGUGGACCAGGAGGACGACCCCAACUUCUUCAAGAUGGUGGAGGGAUUCUUCGACCGGGGCGCCAGCAUCGUGGAGGACAAGCUGGUGGAGGACCUGCGCACCCGGGAGACGGACGAGCAGAAGCGGAAGCGGGUGAAGGGGAUCCUGCGCAUCAUCAAGCCCUGCAACCACGUCCUAAGUGUCAGCUUCCCCAUCAAGCGGGAUAACGGCGACUGGGAGGUGAUCGAGGGCUACCGGGCCCAGCACAGCCAGCACCGCACGCCCUGCAAGGGAGGUAUUCGUUACAGUACAGAAGUCAGUGUUGAUGAAGUGAAAGCCUUGGCGUCUUUAAUGACCUACAAAUGUGCAGUAGUAGAUGUGCCCUUUGGUGGAGCCAAGGCUGGUGUGAAAAUCAACACUAGGAAUUAUUCAGAUGCAGAACUUGAAAAGAUAACCAGGAGGUUUACGAUAGAGCUUGCAAAGAAAGGUUUUAUUGGACCUGGUAUUGAUGUCCCUGCUCCUGAUAUGAGUACUGGGGAGAGGGAAAUGUCAUGGAUAGCAGAUACAUAUGCCAACACAAUUGGACAUACCGAUAUCAAUGCACAUGCAUGUGUUACUGGAAAGCCUAUUAGCCAAGGAGGCAUCCAUGGACGUGUCUCUGCUACUGGUCGUGGGGUCUUCCAUGGAAUUGAGAACUUCAUCAAUGAGGCUUCAUAUAUGAGCCAGCUGGGGAUGACGCCAGGGUUUGGUGAUAAAACAUUUGCCAUUCAGGGAUUUGGUAAUGUGGGUCUGCAUUCCAUGCGUUACCUUCAUCGUUUUGGUGCCAAGUGUGUUGGCAUUGGAGAAAUAGAUGGAACAAUUUGGAAUCCAGAAGGCAUUGAUCCUAAAGAGCUUGAAGACUAUAAACUUCAACAUGGGACAAUUGUUGGCUUCCCAAAAGCCCAGGCGUAUGAUGGGAACAUUCUUGAGGCGGAUUGUGACAUCCUUAUCCCAGCUGCCAGUGAGAAACAACUGACCAAGUCCAAUGCACACAGGAUAAAGGCAAAGAUUAUUGCAGAAGGUGCCAAUGGUCCUACAACUCCUGAAGCUGAUAAAAUCUUCCUUGAGAGAAAUAUCAUGGUCAUUCCUGACUUGUAUUUGAACGCUGGUGGUGUAACGGUGUCUUAUUUUGAGUGGCUGAAAAACCUAAAUCAUGUGAGCUAUGGCCGGUUAACCUUCAAAUAUGAACGGGACUCAAACUACCACUUACUCAUGUCUGUCCAGGAGAGUUUGGAGAGAAAGUUCGGUAAACAUGGUGGGGCUAUCCCAGUGGUGCCAACUGCAGAGUUCCAGGCCAGAAUAUCUGGUGCUUCUGAAAAAGAUAUUGUCCAUUCUGGUUUGGCAUACACCAUGGAACGCUCUGCAAGGCAAAUCAUGCGCACUGCAAUGAAGUACAACCUGGGCUUGGACCUCAGAACUGCUGCCUACGUGAAUGCCAUUGAGAAAGUAUUCAAAGUGUACAAUGAGGCUGGCCUGACCUUCACUUAAAUGAGUUAACCUGCAGGGUGGUCAUCUGAUCAUCGUUCACCAGAGAAAUAUCAUAUACGUUUACAUAUAACCAAGACUUCUUCAAUUGUUUUCCUCCUCAUGGCUCAUAGAGGACCCUACUUCUGAAUGCUUCCGUCCGUUUUCUUUGUUUUAUAAGAAUUACACCACUGGUGUAUACAGAAAUCUUAAACACGUAGGAAAGUCAUGUGAAGACUACGUUUAGUGGCCUUGCAAAGAGCUUGUUGGCUCACAGUUGGACAGUUGAUAUGCUCUUGGCAUGGUUAGGCUUGCCCUAGGGCUGAUCUGCAACCUGAGCAUGAUCAGGAAAAUGGGAGUAUAUCAAAUCAUGAUUAGUAGCUUUUUGAACCUGCUAUCUCCCCCAGCAGUUUCAGUAAAAUUUGUAUUUUAUCAGGCCAACUCCUUCUUUUUUUUUUUUUUUUUUUCUCCUCCUGUGCCAUAUCGAACUGCAAAUUAUGUUUUGAAUGAUCAUUUAGAUGAAAACCUUCCAUAAAUACACAUUAGAAAAUUGGGACAGGCCAUGUGUGGAGUGUUUCAGGGGAGUCUUUCAAUGACUUGAUUGCACAUUAACAGCUGCUGGCCUCUUAUUCUUUUUAACCUAUUGCUGCUGUAAUAGAUUUUUUUUUUUCCUCUCGUUGUUUCAGACUUAAUGAUUAGUCCGUUCUGAAAUAGUAGUCCCUGUCACACUAAAACACAACAGGUGUUUGUAUUUUGUUUUUAACCCUGUACUGAAUUCUAGGUAUUAUGUCUUUGUGGGCUAUUGAUGCAUCUGCCUCCUGCAGCAAAUUUAUUCUGAGGAUAACUGUAUAGCAGUUUGAAGCUCUUAGUUUGUUACCACCCUUUUUUUUUUUUUUUUUUUUUUUGUAUAUAAAGUAUUUAGUCUGGUCGCACUGAGAAUCUUAUUUUACAUUUGUAGCCAGCUAUAGCCUUUACUUCUCUAAGCGACCAAAUCACUCGCUUAAAAAAAAAAAAAAUAAGAGUACUUCUCAAUCCUUUUUUUUUUUUUUUUUUUUUUUUUUUUUUUUUUAUAGCUCUGGGGCCUUUCAUUUAUCUGAAUGAUUUUACAAUGUACUGCCACUAUAGUUCCAAAGAUGCUUGUCACAGACUUUAGACUUUUGUAUUAGCAUGACAGAUGAACAAAUACUAUAUAUUAAAAGUCCUCCUUUACAGAAA